GUGGGGUGGAAGGCCCGGGUAGCGCAGGGCACGGCACAGAGGUGCGGCCCUGCCCUUCCCUACCCCAAGACGUGGCAUGUUGCCGUGGCCCUUUCCGCGGUGGGACGCUGGUGAGAAGCAGGCGCUUGAGGAACAGGGCCCCUCACCGUGCAGUGACCCCAGCAUGGCUUGGAGCUCUGGAGAGGAAGCCCUGGGGGAGCCAGGUACACCCUCACAGAACAGCCCUCAGUCCCGGUCCCCAACGUUUUCCUGGACCCAGAGAGAACCGCUGCUGGCCCCACCUGCUUCAGGCCUGAUGGCUGAGCAGUCCAAAGGAACCUCAGUUCCCCUUUCCCCCCAGAUGGCCUGUGAAGUGGCUUCUGCGAGGAUGACCCCACUGGCACCAUGGGACCCCAACUACAAGGCUAAAGCAGGACCUCAGCUGGUGUGGGGGCCCAGCUGUGCUGCUGGUGCCUCCUUCUCAGGCCGGACUUUGUGUCAUCCUUCCUUCUGGCCACUGUACGAGGCAGCCUCAGGCAGGGAUCCCAGACCCCUGACUUCUGCAGCAGUACUUCAGAAGGGCGAGCAGGUGCCAAGGGAUGCAGGGCUCCCGGUGAUGUGCUGUGAAGAUGCCUUUCUUUCAGACCCUCUGCUGCCCCCUGGGCAGCGUGUUCCCCUGUACUUGUCUGAGGCCCCUCAGCAGGUGAUGGGCUCUCUGAAGCUGCUGCUCCCAUCCCCUAUCAUGUCCCCCCAGGUCCGCCCCACCCGGUCCCCUGGCUGCUGCACUGCCUGGCUCAGUGGGCCUGAACUGAUUGCCCUCACUGGCCUCCUACAGAUGAGCCAGGGGGAACCAAGACCUAGCUCCAUGGGUUCCUCAGCAGCUCCCAUGCCCCCUUCUGGUCCCCCAGACCCUGUCUCUGAUCACCCAGGAUCCAGUGGUGGCCAGAGCUGUUCUCACUGCACUGACCCUUCUCUCCCAUGGACCCCUGACACCAGUUGUCCAUAGCACCUCU
Molecule: messenger RNA, 992 nt
Organism: Molossus molossus (Pallas's mastiff bat)
Lineage: Eukaryota; Metazoa; Chordata; Mammalia; Chiroptera; Molossidae
Gene: SAP25
Product: Sin3A associated protein 25
Exons: 6
Coding region: 77-985 (302 amino acids)
Biological process (GO): regulation of DNA-templated transcription
Cellular component (GO): cytoplasm; nucleus
Source: RefSeq, a predicted model, not a curated record